ACGCUGUGGAUGCGUUCCGGGUGAACGUGAUCCACGCCCGGCAGCAGGUUCGCUCUCCGGUGACCAACAUCGCCCGCACCAGCUUCUUCCACGUGAAGCGUUCCAACAUCUGGCUCGCCGCCGUCACCAAGCAGAACGUCAACGCCGCCAUGGUGUUCGAGUUCCUCUACAAGAUGUGUGACGUCAUGACCGCCUACUUCGGGAAGAUCAGCGAGGAGAACGUCAAGAACAACUUCGUCCUCAUCUACGAGCUGCUGGACGAGAUUCUGGACUUCGGUUAUCCUCAGAACUCAGAAACUGGAGCUCUGAAAACCUUCAUCACCCAGCAAGGCAUCAAGAGUCAGCAUCAUUCCAAAGAGGAGCAGUCUCAGAUCACCAGCCAGGUGACGGGGCAGAUCGGGUGGAGGAGAGAAGGAAUCAAAUACAGACGUAACGAACUCUUCCUGGACGUGUUGGAGAGCGUCAACCUGCUCAUGUCCCCACAGGGUCAGGUGCUGAGUGCUCAUGUCUCAGGUCGGGUGGUGAUGAAGAGUUAUCUCAGCGGGAUGCCGGAGUGCAAGUUUGGGAUGAACGACAAGAUCGUCAUCGACAAGCAGGGGAAGGGGGGGGGCUCCGAGGACGCCGGCAAGAGUGGGAAGCAGUCUAUAGCCAUCGAUGACUGCACCUUCCAUCAGUGUGUCCGUCUCAGCAAGUUCGACUCUGAGCGCAGCAUCAGCUUCAUCCCACCUGACGGAGACUACGAGCUCAUGAGGUAUCGGACCACCAAAGACAUCAUCCUCCCCUUCAGAGUGAUCCCUCUGGUCAGAGAAGUGGGUCGCACCAAACUGGAAGUUAAAGUCGUCAUCAAGUCCAACUUCAAGUCGUCUCUGUUGGCUCAAAAGAUCGAGGUGCGUGUCCCCACCCCUCUGAACACCAGCGGGGUGCAGCUCAUCUGUAUGAAGGGUAAAGCCAAAUAUAAAGCCAGCGAGAACGCCAUCGUGUGGAAGAUAAAGAGGAUGGCUGGGAUGAAGGAGUCUCAGAUCAGUGCAGAGAUCGAGCUGCUGCCGACCAACGAUAAGAAGAAGUGGGCUCGUCCUCCAAUCAGCAUGAACUUCGAGGUACCCUUCGCUCCUUCGGGGUUGAAGGUUCGCUAUCUGAAGGUUUUCGAGCCGAAGUUGAACUACAGCGAUCAUGAUGUCAUCAAAUGGGUUCGUUACAUCGGGCGCAGCGGCAUCUACGAGACCCGCUGCUGACCUCCUUCCUCAUCUUCAUCGUCUUCAUCAACGUGUUACGUUCAGAGAGCAGCUGUGUGUCUGUGGAUCACCCAUCAUGCACCUGGACGCGGUCUCUCGUUAAGAAGUAGACGGCCCGAUGACAUCACGGUGACGUCAUCGGGCGCUGUUUAAAUGUCGUGUUUGAAGCUCUGUGAUUACCCAGCAUGCCUCAGUCACCCCACAGAUGUUGUUUUUUGUUUUUUUACUUUUUAUUUUUUUUACUUUUUGUAUCCAAACCCGUCAGCUGAUCGACGAUCAAUACCAAUCAAUAGAGUCCAAUAAGUGAUUUGUGUUCAAUGGAAAGAAAUCCUGAAUGAACUCAGUAACAUUAGUGUGUAUAAGUGUGUGACUGUGUGUGUGUAAGUGACUGUGUGUGUGUGUGUGUGUGUGUGUGUGUGUGUGUUAGUAGCAAAUCAAUAUUUCAUGUUUUCUCUGUUUUCAUGUCUGACGUCAUUUUGCCAAAUUUUCUGUUAACUCAAUAAAAUCGUUCAGACUGA
This is a messenger RNA of Scomber japonicus (chub mackerel), 1750 nucleotides long. Its product is annotated as AP-2 complex subunit mu-B-like. Gene Ontology annotation, biological process: clathrin-dependent endocytosis; intracellular protein transport. Gene Ontology annotation, cellular component: cytoplasmic vesicle; AP-2 adaptor complex. The transcript has 10 exons. The coding region runs from base 150 to 1232 and encodes 360 amino acids. The record is from RefSeq and is a predicted model, not a curated record. Gene Ontology annotation, molecular function: clathrin-cargo adaptor activity. Lineage: Eukaryota; Metazoa; Chordata; Actinopteri; Scombriformes; Scombridae.